Lycium barbarum (goji berry) is the source of this 1296-nucleotide messenger RNA. RefSeq lists its product as uncharacterized. The coding region runs from base 1 to 1296 and encodes 431 amino acids. The record is from RefSeq and is a predicted model, not a curated record. NCBI's taxonomy places the organism in Eukaryota, Viridiplantae, Streptophyta, Magnoliopsida, Solanales, Solanaceae. The transcript is spliced from 6 exons.
AUGGACAUUGAUUUUAUUAGUUACUUUGAUUUAUUGGCUGAUUUAAAAAAGAAUUGUAACUUCGAUGUUUUUGAGGGAGAUAAGUUCUUUUAUCUGAGAGGUGAUAGAGUUAUUAGUGAUUACGAAGGGUUAGUCGAAUGUCGUGAUGAUUCGGAUGUUAGGAACAUGCUAGUUAGUUAUAAAAGGCAUAAGGAGAAAUCUAUCGAGAUUUAUGCGCUAUCAAAAGAUUGUGAUAUUUUUAUGAGUUCCGGAGAAAAUAGUUCUAGAGAAAAUGCAUCAGAAGAGGUAAAUGAAGCAGUUGUGGAAGAGCUCGAAUCAGCAAAUUCAACAGGCUCAAACGUUGUGAAAAGAAAAACUAGAGGGCCUACCCAAUGCAUAAAAAUAAUCAACUUACAGGAGGGUGAAAAAUUGCCUAUAGAAUUUGAUGAUGAUGAUCAAGCUAUUGGCAAGAAUGCAACUCAAUUUACUUGGUUUUUGGGGCAAACAGUUAGAAAUCGAAUUUGUUGUCCCUUAAAAGUAAGUGGUUGGAAAGAGAUUGAGGAAGAAAAGAUCGACCAUAUGUGGGACAUCAUCUUGGAAAAAUUUAAUUUCGAUGUUUUUGAGGGAAGAAAAGGCGCAAUUCUUGGUCAUAUGAGUGACAUCUACAGAGGCUAUAGGCACAAGAUGAAAAGCAGGUAUUUCGAUUCGAAGACAACUUAUCAACUUCGCUUGCGAAACAAGCCUAAACUUGUUAACGCAGAUGAAUGGAAAUAUUUGGUCAACCUUUGGAGUGAUGCUGACUUUCAGAAAAAAAGCAUGCAGAACAAGACGAAUAGAUCGAAACGUUCAUUGCCUCCAUAUAUUGGAACUAAAAGCUAUGCGAGACUUAGACCGGAAAUGGCGGAGAAAAAAGAUGGAAAAACUCCUUCUCGUGUUGAAGUUUUCAUGGAAUCUCGCAAGAGAAAAAAAGGAAAACAAGUUUAUGCUUUUCAACAAAAUGCUAUUGAUCAAUUUGGCCAAUUCAAAAAGCAGCAAGAAAAAGGAGAAAUUUCUUUAAAUGAUGAUGAUAUCUUCGAAAAAGUACUUGGGGCAGAAAAAAAUGGAUAUCUUCGUGCAUAUGGCCCAGCAAAAAAUAUUAGUGAAUAUUUCGGGGGUAGACCAACGAAGGUACAACUCAUAAAGCAAUUAGAAUGGACAAGAAAAGAAUCGAACGAGCGUGUGGAAGAAGUUAAAAGGGAAGCUAAGGAGCAAAUAAGGGAAGCUAAGGAGCAAAUUGAAGAAAUGAAGAAAGAAACGGAUAAUAAUGAAAGAGAUUAA